This is a messenger RNA of Macaca mulatta (Rhesus monkey), 1627 nucleotides long. NCBI's taxonomy places the organism in Eukaryota, Metazoa, Chordata, Mammalia, Primates, Cercopithecidae. The record is from RefSeq and is a predicted model, not a curated record.
GGCUGGAAGUGCAGCGUGGCCUAACCGGAAGCAUGGCGUCGUGGGGGGUUCUGGGAGUUGUAGUCCCGGGGAGUUCUUUUACGCAGUGUUUUGGGGUGCGGGACUGCAAUGCGUGCACUUCGGGACCCCAGGCUGUUCCCACGGCGACUGACACCUCAGACACGCGUGGGAGGGGCGGCGCGCUGGCUAUGGGGCUGUGCUGAGUGCGCGAGAGCGUGGCCGGCACCCACCUGCUACAGGGCCAGCACUGCACUGGGGUCCUGGAGCGGCUCCUCCCAACGUCUCCGCGGGUUGUCGGGUUGUCGAGUUGGGCUGGGGGACGCUACAGGUAGUGGGUCCCGAGCAGCGGCUGGCCCCUUAUCUCACUGCCCCUCCCCGCAGCUCUGCCUCCUCGGACCUCACCGUCCCUUGGAAGCUCGCUCAGGGCACCUACCGCUGUGACCACCUGGACGCAGAAGCUCAGGAUUGGACUUUGUCAGGAAGGUGGGUCCCUCCUCUCAGCACCUCAAGCUUGUUUCUACCCCGGUCUGAGAGCUGCAGAGGCUGGAGCUGGAGUCCCCACCUGAAGGUGUCUGCUUUCCCACAACAGCAGAGAAGAACCAUGGCCCAGGGUGUCAAGUCAGCAAACCAGCUGUGAUCUCCAGUUUGGAGCAGGGGAAGGAGCCAUGGAUGGAGGAGGAAGAGAUAAGGACGUGGAGCUUCCCAGGUUCCCUGACACCAGCCUUAAGAAACCACAGAGAAGGAUGGAAAUGGUAUGAAGAAGAGACUCUUCCUCUUUCCCAAGACUCCUGAAGCCAUUGGUGGCUUCCUUCUUGGUGCGCCUCACUGGCAUAGACGUAAUUCUUCCCAAUCAGCCUUGACCGGCAUGCACGUUCGCCAGCCAGGAGGUUAGGUAGGCAGAGGCUACCUGCACUGACCAUGCCUCUGAGGUUCCUGGCUCCUAAAUGGUCCCUUCAGGAGGUAUUUGUUUUUGAGACAGGGCUUUGCUUUGUUACCCAGGCUGGAGUACAGUCCCAAUCACAGCUCACUGCAGCCUCCACCUCCUGGGCUCGUGAUCCUCCCGCCUCAGCCUCCCAUGUAGCUGGGACUACAGGCACACAGCAUUACACCUGGCCAAUUUUUAUAGAGGUGGGGUUUCACCGUAUUACCCAGGCUGGUCUCAACCUCCUGGGCUCGAGAUCCUCCUGCCUUGGCCUCCCAAAGUGCUCCAGUAUGCCGAGCCCAACAACAUUUUUGAUCAUCACUCUCAAUGUCCCCCUGACUUGGGGUUCUGUCCCUGGAACCUCAGAGAGCCAGAGGCUCCAGCCUUGUGCUGCAGCCAAUUGCUCCAAAUUCUGUUGGAUCCUCCCCUAAAAAUGCCCCUUGGCAUUUGCCAUCAGUUACCAUCAAUCUCAGAUGAGGUACCUGCAAUAAAUCAGCUUCAUGGUCAGUACUGCCUCAAAUUACUAGAAUCACGUCCAUCUGCACACCCAGCCAAAGGUCAACCACCCAGUCUUCCUCUGGACUCACUGAACUGAGGCACAUCCUUCUCCUCCUCCUCUGUUUCUUCAUAUAUCCCAAUCCUCGAGACUUUAUAUUCCUUUAAAGAUGCCUUAAAGAAUUAAAGGUAGAUCUACCAUUCGAUCCA